Molecule: messenger RNA, 234 nt
Organism: Prunus armeniaca (apricot)
Lineage: Eukaryota; Viridiplantae; Streptophyta; Magnoliopsida; Rosales; Rosaceae
Source: the annotation of a GenBank genome assembly
AUGAGGACCAUGAGGAAAGGCACUCCGCUGCUCACUCUCGAAGAGUCAAUUCUCAUCGACAAGCCACAGAAGAUCUUUCACAAGCGCAGUCCACCAACAUGCUGCCUAGGCAGCACAAGCGAGAAGGUCGACCCUUACAGACCAACGAGGAGGUCAAUCAGCGUCGCCCAAAUCGCGGAGGUCGCCAACGAGACCAACCAACAAUGUGUGCGGAAGACAUGGAGAAGCUUGUGA